AUUAAGGAUUAAACAUUCUAAACUGCAUAACUAAACUCUUCUAAUUCACACUAGUUUUUAUCGUUACUCAAUAAUUUGGUAUCUUGCGUACAUAAAACGAGUGGAUAUCGUUUAAAUAAAUCAUUGUUUAAAGUUCUUGAAUACUGAUAACUCAACAUAAUAAUGGGCAAGAAAGGAGAUAAUCCCGAAAACGCCGGUGGUUCCUCUGCAGCCGAAGAAGAAGAGGAAGAAUUCGCAGUAGAAAAAAUUUUGGACCGUCGUGUACGCAAGGGGAAGGUCGAAUACUUCCUGAAAUGGAAAGGAUACGCCGACACCGAGAACACUUGGGAACCGGAGGGCAACCUUGACUGCCAGGACCUUAUACAACAGUAUGAGCUUAGUCGCAAAGAUGAGGAAAAAGGCAAGGAGAAAAAAGAACGUCCGAGCAGCAGCGCUAAAACCAAGGAAUCUGGUCGCACCAGCACAUCGGCCAACGCUCCCGGCGUUAAACGCAAAUCCGAGGAGCCGUGUAAGAAUAAAAAUUCUACUAUGCGAAAUGCAAAUUUUUUACAAAUAUUUUGCAUUUCAGUGUCUGUACCAAAGUCAAAGCGUACCGAGGUUGAAAGUGAUAGCAGUGAUAUGAUACCGCCAGGAUGUACUGGUUUUGAUCGUGGCCUAGAAGCUGAAAAGAUAUUAGGCGCUUCGGACAACAAUGGAAGGCUAACAUUCCUGAUUCAAUUUAAGGGCGUGGAUCAGGCCGAGAUGGUGCCAUCAACAAUUGCUAACGUCAAAAUUCCACAAAUGGUAAUUCGGUUUUAUGAGGAACGCCUCUCCUGGUAUUCUGAUAACGAAGAUUAAGGCCAUGUGAAAUCGGCAGAAUUGAAGCCAGUUAGUUUAAUAUGUAUCGGCGCGGAAUAAGGACUGCUAUUUCCAAACUUUCUAAACACCAAUUAUGUUCCGCUCAUCAAAAAGGAAAAGCGCAUAACAAUUUUUUUUUUAAAUGUAGUUUUUCCCUUGUUUCCAUAAAUAAAAACUGCAUAAAUCUUCUAA
Molecule: messenger RNA, 1029 nt
Organism: Scaptodrosophila lebanonensis
Lineage: Eukaryota; Metazoa; Arthropoda; Insecta; Diptera; Drosophilidae
Gene: Su(var)205
Product: heterochromatin protein 1
Exons: 4
Coding region: 163-837 (224 amino acids)
Biological process (GO): chromatin organization; negative regulation of transcription by RNA polymerase II
Cellular component (GO): pericentric heterochromatin; nucleus
Molecular function (GO): chromatin binding
Source: RefSeq, a predicted model, not a curated record